Molecule: messenger RNA, 1970 nt
Organism: Aphis gossypii (cotton aphid)
Lineage: Eukaryota; Metazoa; Arthropoda; Insecta; Hemiptera; Aphididae
Exons: 4
Coding region: 318-1898 (526 amino acids)
Source: RefSeq, a predicted model, not a curated record
AACGGUGGAGUACGAACUACACGGUACGGUUUUGUUGUACGCUGACGAGUUUUUUUUUUUUUUUUUUACAGUUCGAUUUUCUACUUCCUUCAGUCUGUUUUUUCGAAGAAGUUUUUCGUUUUUUUUUUCUGUUACCUCAAAUGAACCGCACCAAUGUUUAUCGAAUUUAAUUUGUGUAUUACCAUCAGUAAUUAUUGUAUGUGUUCGAUUAUGGUUCGUUUAUCAAUGCGGGACAUAUUUUAACGUCAUUUCCGCGUUGUGCGUUCGGCGUACCUUUACUUACUAUAACCUGUUUAGUAUUUAAAGGCGCCGCCAUCAUGGACGCUACUGUUUAUCCGGAUUCCGACGAACCAAAACAAAAAUGUCUAUCCAAGUCAGAGUAUAACGAAAUGGUUGACUGGAUAGACUCUUUGAUCAAAAACAACCAUGAUUUUAUUUUAAACCGGUAUGGCCUUUUGGCCUCAAACACACUCAGCAGAUACUCCCACUUACAUAAAAAUACUGUACUAAGUAUUAUCGAUGGUCGAAUUCAACAAUACGUUCGGUUUCGUCAUCAUAAGGUCUUUUCAAAUACUUCUAAUGCUAAUUCCCCUUCACACUCUUCAGCAACAUCUAGAAUUUCUGCUACAGCAAAAUCUAAGCUACUAUCUAAUCAUCGUCAGCAAGACCAUAUUAAUAAACAAUUAAUCAAUUCUACAAAAACAAUGAAUGAGAGGUACAAGGAAUUAGUAGCCAAUGGUACUGUAUCAUCUCCAUUAAUCGCAUUAGCUGAUAAACUGCGUAUGCCAGCUAUGUUGGUUGCAAAAGUUGUACUCGCCGAUCAGAUAAAAGAAGAAAAAUUGAAACAGAAACUUGAUCUGCAACAUUCUAACAAUGACGACAGUUUAAAUAGUAGCAUUGAUACAAGUGGUGUAUCAAAUGCUAGUAACUUUCAAAAUGAUAGUUUUACUGAGUCAAAACAGAAUGUAAGCAUCAACGACUCGACAGCUAAAGAAUUGGAUAUUUCAAAUAGUAUUGAUGAACAGUUAUCCAAACAGUUAAACUGGCUCACCUGUAAACUACGCUCAAUGCAUAAAUCUGAAUUAGCAUUAAAUCAAUCUGAUAAUAGCUUGACUAAUACUAGUCAUUCAUACAAUAUGCCGCCACCAACUAAUCAUACACCUCAUCAAUUGGCCAUGUCUACUUGGUUGAUACGUAAAGAUCCACAGUUGGCUUAUGAAGUAUUUAAAUCUUCUGUUGUUGAUGGUUAUUAUGGAUCAUGUGUCGAAUUUAUCAAAAGCUGCAAUGGCAAGCGCUUUGAACAAAUUUUAAAACAAAAUAUGACGGGUUUGACCAAAUCUCAGACGAACAGACCAGAAAGAAAUUAUACAACUGAAAAGGAAUGUCGUCUUCGUGGUUUGGAUAUGACGCCUGAUGUGGUUCUUAACGAACCUAUUGCCAUUUCUCUAUCUGACGUUGACAAUACAAAAUAUGAUCAAGAAUAUACUGCAACUAAUUAUGUUGGAGGUAAUGAAAAUGAAAUUAGAGUGCUCAAUUGGAUAGAGUCAAAAGCAAUGUUUGGUGGUCCAGAUCAAUUACGUAAAGCUACUCAAGGCCAAUUAUUUCCUUACUGGAAUCGUUAUGGUCCUGGAGCUGUAAUUUAUUGGUUUGGACAUAUUUUGGAAGAUAACGGAAAACAUCAUGGUGUCCAUGCUGGUGUUUCAAUAAACAAAUAUAAUACAGACAUCACUUCAACAAGCAUUACUUCACCAUCUAAAACUGAUUUAGCAGAAUUGUCUGCAUUCAAUUUUUGGUCAAAAUAUUGUUUAUUAAUGGACGGAUUUCCUGCCUCUAAUAAAAUUGUUAUGCAUAACCAUCAACAUGGUUUAAAAAAGAAAAACUCAACUACAGUACAAUGACAGUUUAAUUAUUUAUACAAAGUAAAACAAUAAAGUACAAUUUUUAAAAAAUAAACACACUAUUUUGUAAUA